Caenorhabditis elegans is the source of this 216-nucleotide messenger RNA. RefSeq names its product Nematode Specific Peptide family, group D (gene nspd-9). Bases 1 to 216 code for a protein of 71 amino acids. Lineage: Eukaryota; Metazoa; Nematoda; Chromadorea; Rhabditida; Rhabditidae. The record is from RefSeq and is marked reviewed. The transcript has a single exon.
AUGGCUGACAAAUCGGCAUACAUGUCCGCUGGAGGAUACGGAUCUGGAUACAUGGGAGCAAAUGCUUCAUCAUCUGGAUAUGCUCGGGAGGACUACGCUCAGGGUGGCGCUGGAGGAUCCGGAAAUCAGAAUCAGGGAGGAUCCGGUGGAAAUACCAAUCCAGGAGGACAAGUGUUCAAGGCACGUACCGAUCAAUCGUGUUACUUGGGACCAUAA